Dentiscutata erythropus is the source of this 507-nucleotide messenger RNA. NCBI's taxonomy places the organism in Eukaryota, Fungi, Glomeromycota, Glomeromycetes, Diversisporales, Gigasporaceae. The record is from the annotation of a GenBank genome assembly.
AUGGGGAUUAUUCUUGCUAAGCUGUGGCGCAAGCUCACUAACAAAGAGGAAGUAAAAAUUGUGCUCGUUGGGCUGGAUAACGCGGGGAAAACUACCGUUUUAUAUAAACUGUUACUGAAUGAAGUAGUCGUUACAACACCUACUAUAGGAAGUAAUGUGGAGGAUCUCGGAGGCCAAGAUUCAUUACGUGCAACAUGGAAAACAUAUUACAUAAAAACAAAAGCUGUUAUCAUGGUCAUUGAUAGUACAGAUAGAGAUCGAUUACAUAUAUCCAGGGCAGAAUUACAUACGAUGAUGGAAGAUGAGAAUCUUAAAAAUGCUGUAUUACUCGUAUUUGCCAACAAACAAGAUAUGAAAGGUGCAUUAACAGCAGCACAAAUUUCCGAAGCAUUGAAUUUGACAAGCAUGCGGGAUAGGCAAUGGCAUAUACAGGCUUGCUGCGCACUGACUGGUGAAGGAUUAUUUGAAGGACUGGAUUGGAUUGUUAGUCAAAUAGCUAGUUCCUAA